AUUAUCUCCCGGAUUUAAGCUAAGUUUAAUGCUUUACUAUUGUUAUGUUUUUAAGAAAACAAUGAAAACAAUGUGGCUAGAUUUUGAAAUACCUAAAAGCAAUACAUGUUUAAGCAUAUUCUGGUUUGUGCAGUUUUGUUAAAUAAGAGUGUGAUUAAAAGAUAAAUAUUUUCUUAAGUUGGCUAUUAUUUUGAGUUAUAAUUUCUUAUGUUAAAAGGAAUGUUUCGUUCAAAGUGAAAACCUCAUAAAUUCAAUUCAGCGUUUCAAAUGUUAAUAAAGUUUCUUUGCUAUGAGUGAAAAGACGCAGUUAAAAAACACAAUCAGUGAAUCGGAACGAAACAAUGACAUAGAAAGAAAGGCCCGUAACAGAAUGGUAUCUGAGGGCUACAAAUACUCAGUGCUGAAAGAUAAAGAAAAUGGUGUUCUAAUAGAUCCACUCGAGGAAAGAUGUGAGGAAGCUGAGAGGAAAAGAUGGCAAAAGAUUAAGGCCCUUCUGGCGUUGGCUGUUAUCCUGAUUGCAGGUCUUGUGAUAGUCGUCUUGGUGCAGCAUUUCAGAGGGGGAUGUCCAAAUUGUGGACAGUGCACUACCCAAGAGUGUGUGAUGGGCGCAGCAUAUAUACUGAACAAGAUGGAUGCAUCAGUCGAUCCGUGCACAGAUUUCUACUUGUUCUCCUGUGGCAAUUGGAUAAAGAAAACUCCAUUUCCACCGUCCAAGACAAAGUACGGAUCAUUUGGGAUUAUCGCAGAUGAAAUCUUGGAUAUCAUGCACAAGAUAAUGAAUAGCGGUGAAGUCCUCUACAAGGGGGAGAAUUCUAGCGCCAUUCAUAAGACGUUCCAGUACUAUGCCAUGUGCAUGAAUGAAGUACAGAUACAGAAGGACGGAGUGAUACCUGCUCUCAAGCUGAUUAAGUCCCUUGGCAGCUGGACGCUGACCUCUGACCCCAAUUCCGGUCAGUUUGACCCCAGCGUGUGGACGGUUCAGAAUGCGCUGACACAGGCUCACAAACAACAGUUCUCUGCCUUGUUUGACAUGUCAGUUGGCACAGAUGAAAAGAAUAACAGCAAGUACAUUAUCAAGUUUGAGCAGGCCGGCCUUACCCUGAAUGAUCGGAAGGAGUACUUCAGUGAUCACUCCAACUACAAGGCACUGAAGGAGGCAUUCCUGGAGUUUGCUAAGGAAAUUGUUCGGUUGUUGGGUGGGGAAGAGGCGGGACGAAAGGACAAAGUUGCGUCCCUUUACGACUUUGAGCAGAAACUUGCCAAUAUUCACAUGUCAAAGGAAUCUCUCAUAGAUCCAGUGAAGAACUACCACAACAUGACUCUCCAAGAGUUUCAAUCAACCUUCCUUGGAGACUGGCUGGAUCUAAAAGCGUAUGUCACCGCCUUGUUCUCCGAUGUUUCCAUGACAGUUCCCAUGGAUACUGUUGUCAUUGUGUACACACCGGACUACUUCAAGAAACUGCAACAGGUCAUCAAAGACACCAAUAAGGAAACCCUAGCAAACUAUGUCGUCUGGCAAAGUGUACAGCAGAUGAUCGGAUAUCUGGGCAAGGAGUUUGAGACAGCGGCUCUGAUUUUGGACAAAGUCGAGACGGGAGUGAAAGAGUAUCCAACUCGCUGGAAGCGCUGCCUCACUAAGGAUACAGCGACCCUCGGCUUUGCAUUGGGUGCCAUGUACAUUCAGGAUAAUUUUGCAAACAGCAGUAAAAAAGAGGUUAAAGAACUGUUGGAGGAGAUUCGUGCAGCGUUCAUUUCCAAUCUGGACGACAUAUCCUGGAUGGAUGCCUCCACCCGGGACUACGCCAAGGUGAAGGCGGCUGCUGUGACCAAGAUGCUUGGCUACCCUGAUUACAUUGCAGACAGGAAAAAGCUGGAUCAACACUAUGAAAAUUUGACUCUUGUUCCUGGGAAGUUCUUUGAGACGCGAUUAUCAGUGCUAGUGUACGGCAGGCAGAAGAAUCUACGACAUCUUGGCACCCAGCCGGACAGAGCAGAGUGGCUGAUGGUCCCAGAAGAAGUGAAUGGUUACUACAGUCCUGAUUUCAACCAUAUUGUCUUCCCUGCAGGAAUUCUCAGGCCUCCGCUUUAUAACCCAACCUCGCCCAAAUCAUUUAAUUUUGGGUCGUUUGGGACGAUCUGUGGACAUGAGCUAACACAUGGAUUUGAUAACAAAGGUCGUAAUUUUGACAAGUCAGGCAACAUGGCCUCAUGGUGGACUGAAUCUUCCACGGCACAGUUCACAAACUACAAGCAGUGUUUUAUAGACUACUAUUCAAACUUCACGGUUGACGGAACACAUUUGAAUGGAGAGACCACCCAGGGAGAGAACAUAGCAGACAAUGGUGGUAUGAAGAUGGCUUACCUUGCCUGGAAGAAGUGGGAGAGCAAGAACCACGGGAGGGACUCCUUCACUCUGCCUGGGGUGGCAUAUACCCCAGACCAGCUGUUCUUCAUAGGCAUGGCGCAGUUGUGGUGUUCUCACUAUACUCCUGAGUAUAUGCAGCAGUCCAUUCUGAGAGAUGUGCACUCCAUAGCAAAGUUCAGAGUACUUGGCACCAUGCCAAACUCAAAGUACUUUGCCAAGGCAUUUCAAUGUCCAAAAGGAUCUCUGAUGAACCCUGAGAAGAAGUGUGAAGUUUGGUGAGAAGUCUGAAGUCUUACUUUCUGUGAUACUUCGCCACCCUCGUCUUAAAGUGAAAAGCAUCUGUAGCAAUACUCUGUGUGUUUAUUUGGCCUUGAGCCAGUUUUCACAAAGCUUUUAAGAGCAUUCUUAUCUUAAGAUGUGUGGGCAAUGUAAAGGAUAAAUUGCAAUCGUAUAGCGAAUGAUUUUUCUCUUUAAAAAAACAACAGUUUUAUGCCAAAUAAGUAAGCAAUUUUUAUUUUUUCUGUAAUAUUGUCCAUCACCUUUUUAGCUCACCUGAGCACAACGUUUUGUGAUCGCCUUUUGUCCGUCGUCCAUCGUGCGUUGUCCGUUGUGCGACGUCAACAUCUGCCUUGUUCACUCUCUAGAGGCCACAUUUAUUGUCCAAUCUUCAUGAAAUUUGGUCAGAAGAUUGGUUUCAAUGAUAUCUUGGAUGAGUUUGAAAAUCUUGUUUACACUCUAGAGGCCACAUUUCUUUCUGAUCUUCAUGAAACUUGGUCAGAAGAUUCAUCCCAAUAAUAUCUUGGACGAGUUCGAAAAUGAUGCCGGUUGGUUGAAAAACAUAGCCCCCAGGGGACGGGGCAUUUUUCCUUAUAUGGCUAUAGUAAAACCUUGUUAACACUCUAGAGGCCACAUUUAUUUUUCGAUCUUCAUGAAACUUGCUUAGAAGAUUUGUCCCACUGAUAUCUUUGAUGAGUUCAAAAAUGGUAACCUUUGCUUGAAAAACAUGGCUGCCAAGGGGCGGGGCAUUUUUCCUUAUAUAUGGCUAUAUUAAAAUCUUGUUAACACUCUAAAGGCCGCAUUUAUUGUCCAAUCUUGAUGAAAUUUGGUCAGAAGAUUUUUCUUAAUAAAAUCUUGGAUGAGUUCGAAAAUGGUUACGUUUGCUUGAAUAACAUGGCCGCCAAGGAGCGGGGCAUUUUUCCUUAUAUGGCUAUAUAAGGUUAUAGUAAAAUCUUGUUAACACUCUAGAGGCCACAUUUACUGUCCGAUCUUCAUGAAACUCAGUCAGAAGAUUCAUCCCAAUAAUAUCUUGAACGAGGUCAAAAAUGAUGCCGGUUGGUUGAAAAACAUGGCCACCACAGGGGCGGGCUAUUUUCCUUAUAUGGCUUUAGUAAAACCUUGUUAACACUCUAGAGGUCACAUUUAUUUUCAGAUCAUCAUGAAACUUGGUCAGAAGAUUUGUCCCAAUGAUAUCUUGAAUGAGUUUGCAAAUGGUUUUGGUUGCUUUAAAAACAUGGCCACCAGGGGCGGGGCAUUUUUCCUUAUAUGGCUGUAUAUGGCUAUAGUAAAACCUUGUUAACACUCUAGAGGUCACAUUUAUUGUCCAAUCUUCAUGAAAUUUGGUCAGAAGAUUGGUCUUAAUGAUAUCUUGGAUGAGUUCGAAAAUAAUUAUGUUUGCUUGAAAAAAAUGGCUUCCAAGGGGCGGGGAAUUUUUCAUAUAUGGCUAUAGUAAAAUCUUGUUAACACUCUAGAGGCCACAUUUACUGUCCGAUCUUCAUGAAACUUGGUCAGAAGAUUCAUCUAGAUAAUAUCUUGGAUGAGUUCAAAAAUGAUGCCGGUUGGUUGAAAAACAUGGCUGCCAGGGGGCGGGGCAUUUUUCCUUAUAUGGCUAUAGUAAAACCAUGUUAACACUCUAGAGGCCACAUUUAUUUUCCGAGCUUAGUGAAACUUGGUCAGAAGAUUUGUCCCAAUCAUAUCUUGUUAUCUCAGGUGAGCGACUUUGGGCCUUUCAGGCCCUCUUGUAAUAUGAUUUAUAUCACAUUUUUGUCUUGUUUUAUUGAGAGAGAUGGAUGGAUGAGGAAAAAAAGCAAAAUUGAAACAUAUCUCAGCUGUUUCUGCAAAUGUUUGGUUUAUUGAUCAAAUGCUCUCUGGCUAGUCAAUAUUUUGAUGUUUUUUUGACAGUUUGAUUUUUGUGUUGAAUACUCAUUUUAAACUUUAAAAGUUAUUUCCUGUAAUUAUAGGUGGUGUUUAUCUUUAUUAUGUUUUUCAGUCAAAAUGAAUACUAUCUACGCAAAUGAAACUUUUCCUCACAUCAAAUAUAAAAGGGCUCUAAUGUUAUUUUAACAUUAUAUAAUGAUGUAUGUCUUUAUGAUAUAAAUGUACAUUGCCUUACUAUUGAUUUAUUUAAAAAAAGACAUACCUUUGAAGGACAAAAGGUUUUGAUAAUACAAUAUGACUUUUCAGUUGAUUUUGCCUAAGUAUUGUCCUUCAAGGCCUGUUUUUACAUUUUUCAAAUAUUAUUUUGUUAUACAUUGGCAUUCAUAUUAUAUGAAUUGCUUAUCUGAUAAUACUUUUAAAAUUAUGCAUCGAAUCUAACAAUAUUUAAGUGUUGAGCUGAACCACCUAACCGCAAUAAUUAAUUAAGUUUUCUUAAAAAUACAACGAAUUCGAUAUUGUAUUGACAUUGUCCAUCAAUAAAUUAAAUAGAUCUACUUAUAUGUUAUUGUUUCAUUUGUAUUACAAAUUAUUUAUCAUUGAUUUUGAAUACCAUAUGACUGUUUCUGUUUCAACUGUUCUUGUUGCAUUCAAUUAUUGUACAUGUAAAGUCAUGUUCUUCAUGCAUUUAAAUUGUCUUUUGAGGUUUUAACAUUCUUGUGUAUUGUUUAUUUGAAUGUUUUUAACAUGUUUCAUCUAAAAUUUUGUUACAGUUUUUGUUUUGAAUUUCAGACAUUUAAUGAACUUGUUGAUUCUUCUGCUAAAAAUAAAUGUUAUACAAUAAAAAUAAAUAUGGCUUGAAACUUAA
Dreissena polymorpha is the source of this 5384-nucleotide messenger RNA. Its product is annotated as endothelin-converting enzyme homolog. Lineage: Eukaryota; Metazoa; Mollusca; Bivalvia; Myida; Dreissenidae. The transcript has 19 exons. Gene Ontology annotation, biological process: protein processing. Gene Ontology annotation, cellular component: plasma membrane. Bases 290 to 2644 code for a protein of 784 amino acids. Gene Ontology annotation, molecular function: metalloendopeptidase activity. The record is from RefSeq and is a predicted model, not a curated record.